Molecule: messenger RNA, 143 nt
Organism: Acaulospora colombiana
Lineage: Eukaryota; Fungi; Glomeromycota; Glomeromycetes; Diversisporales; Acaulosporaceae
Source: the annotation of a GenBank genome assembly
AUGUCGUAUGAUGAAGGAUUGUGUAAAGACGAUCCAGUGUUGGCAGCAGCGUUAAAUGUAUUAGUUACAGAAGGGUCAGCGCAUAACAUAGCAUGCUUGGUAAAGUACGUCAGGCACGAGCUUCAGUCAUUGGAUAUGACGCC